GGAAGAUACCUGUGGGAGACCGACUCCUUAUCAGUGGAUAUUGUGCUGGAGGCAUGUAUCCCAAAAUAUGCUCAUAGUACGGAUGAAAGUGACUCCACCGUGUUUGAACAACUAGACUUCUGUCGCUGACAGACAGGUGGAGAGAACGAGUCUGCAGCUGACAAGCGUACUGAGGAGAGGAGUCGAUUACUUUGAUAUAGGUCUAGUGGUUUAUGGUGGAUAUGGAAUUCCCAGGGCAUAGUCAGCAGCUUUUGGCCAGCUUGCGUUCUCAGCGUCUUCAGGGUUUCCUCUGCGACUGCGCUGUCCAGGUUGGCAAUACCCGCUUCCUGGCACACCGGGCUGUCUUGGCAUCCUGCUCACCAUUCUUUCAUAUGUUUUACUCUGAGCACCCGGUUGGAAACACCAGCAGCGUUAACGGAGGACCAAGGAGAGAUACGGUUACCAUCAAUGGGGAGAUAGUGACACCCCCAGCAUUUGGCCUGCUUUUGGACUUCAUGUAUGAGGGAGUCUUGCGAUUGUCUGCUCACCCUCCACCAGAAGAUGUGUUGGCUGCUGCCAGCUUUUUGCACAUGAAUGACGUGGUGCAGGUGUGCAAGAAACGACUCCAAGGCCGUGGGCUUGCCGAAGCAGACAGCACCAAAUCAGAGGAAGGGGGAAAUGAAUCAAGAGAAGAUGGUGGAGUGUUGGAAGGCUCCUCUAGAAAUGAAAUUAGUAGUGGAAACACAAGAAGAGGGGCAGAAGGUAAGGGGUUAGGGUCGGGAGAGAGGGCAGGGAUUGCGAACGCAGCCACCGUGACAAUGUCGGGGACAUCAUCAGCAACAGCUCAGUGUCCGCAACCAAGUCAGUUUGCAUCUGUACGGAUGGAGAAUAAAAGUGAGUCCCACGCUGCACAGACCCUCCAGAUGAAUCUGGAUGAACCUGAGAAACUGAACAGCUCUGGGUCGGUGAGUCCUGAUGUAGCAGACACUACUCAACCUGGGAUGGACUCUGUUCCAGCUGGGGGUGACUGUGGCCCUGCUCUGUCCAGUUAUAAUUCCUCUCCUGGGUUGGUCAGAGCUGGGCUAUCUGGUCAUUCUGCCAGUCAGGAAUCUGCUCUCUCCAGCCCGUGUAGCACCACGGAAAUGUACUGCAAUACGAACAACAACCCUUCAUCAUCAUCGUCAUCGUCAUCGUCAUCUCUGCUACAGCCAUCCCAGGCUCUUGUAGGCGCUGAGCCUCAGACUUGUGUUUCAGCUGUGGCUGCUCUGAGUCACACAGAUAAUAACAGCUCUGCCAGUUCUGAGCACGAUGAUCUCUCUGUGCCCUCUGAAUCCAACUCUGUCUUCGCACAGGGGUUAAGUCCACAGGCUCAGACAAGUGCACUGCAGCACGGCAAUUCUGGUGCCACAAACUCGUCAGCCUUACAGCACACCCAGAAUAGUCACGAAGAGAGCCAAGGACAGAGUUUAGACAGGGUGUGGAGUACCGACAACGAAGAGCCCAGAUCUCAUUUCCAGGGGUCUGACUCCACAACAGACAAAGGAAGAGGAUGGAAUGAGGAAGAUAAAUACGGAGUGAAGGUGAAGGUGGAGGCCAUAGUGAUUUCGGACGAAGAGCAAGACGACGUGGAAGAGACUCUGGUGAGGGUAGGAGAGCGUAAGAGAGUUCUGGAGAUAGAUGAAUAUGGUGACAGUAGCCACGAUGUUGAAGAACUGGCCGCCACUCACUUUCUAGCCUCUCAGCCUCUCCUGCACGUUUCCAGUCAUCAGGAACCUCUCUCCUUCCCUUUGUCACCUCAGGGUCCUAACGCCUCCACGGACUCUGUCAGCUUCCACGCCUCCCUUUUCCCGUCCACGUCCCGUCAGUCUGAGCAGCAGGCCAUAUACUUCGAAGAAUUCCAGGAUUCCCUGGGGAAUUACGUCGAAGAUGUCCCCACUUGUAACAUGUGCGGGAAGACGUUCUCCUGCGCGUAUACGCUUAGAAGGCACGCCACGGUACACACGAGGGAACGGCCUUACGAGUGCCGGUACUGUUACCGUAGUUACACGCAGUCCGGGGACCUCUACCGGCACAUCCGGAAGGCGCACGACCACGACCUGCCCGCCAAGCGCAACAGAACAGAAUCGGACCUUUCCCAAACGCAGCCACCACCUCAGCCCCCACAAACGUAGCUGGGGUAACAUACAGACCUGAUCCUCCUGUGACUUUUUCUUUUACUGUGAACUGGUGUCACCCUGGUUGUGUAAUACGGUAGUUUUAUUCAA
Molecule: messenger RNA, 2243 nt
Organism: Chanos chanos (milkfish)
Lineage: Eukaryota; Metazoa; Chordata; Actinopteri; Gonorynchiformes; Chanidae
Gene: zbtb3
Product: zinc finger and BTB domain containing 3
Exons: 3
Coding region: 213-2150 (645 amino acids)
Biological process (GO): regulation of transcription by RNA polymerase II
Molecular function (GO): protein binding; DNA-binding transcription factor activity, RNA polymerase II-specific; RNA polymerase II cis-regulatory region sequence-specific DNA binding
Source: RefSeq, a predicted model, not a curated record